Molecule: messenger RNA, 1093 nt
Organism: Mucor mucedo
Lineage: Eukaryota; Fungi; Mucoromycota; Mucoromycetes; Mucorales; Mucoraceae
Product: NADP-dependent oxidoreductase domain-containing protein
Exons: 5
Coding region: 58-990 (310 amino acids)
Cellular component (GO): cytosol
Molecular function (GO): aldose reductase (NADPH) activity
Source: RefSeq, a predicted model, not a curated record
UAAUUUUUAUUUUUCAGGUCCUCCUUCCCCUUUUUCACCUAAAUUUUAUAUUUUAAUAUGGUUUGCCAAAAGACUUUCACAUUAAACAACGGAAACACCAUUCCUGCUGUCGCAUUAGGUACAUGGCAAUCUGGUGAAGAACAAGAUGUCGUUUAUAAAGCUGUCAAAGCUGCCUUGGCCGCUGGUUACCGUCAUAUUGAUACCGCAAUGAUGUAUGGUAACGAAGCUGAAGUUGGCAGAGGUAUUCGUGAUGGUCUUAAGGAAAGUGGAUUGAAGCGUGAAGAUAUUUUUGUCACCACAAAGUUAGCCACUAUUCACGCCAGACCUUCUUAUGUUUCCAAAGGAUUUGAGGACUCUCUCGCUAAGUUAGAUAUUGGAUAUCUCGAUCUUUAUAUGAUGCAUUGGCCCGUCGCUAUGAACCCUGCUACAGGACAAUUGGUUCCUUUGAAGCCCGAUGGAUCUCGCGAUAUUGAUGAAGAGCUCGAUGGUAAGUUUGAAAUUACCUGGGCUGCUAUGGAGAAGUUGUUAGACACUGGUAAAGUGAAGAAUAUUGGUGUUGCAAACUUCGCUAUCCCUAACCUCGAACGUCUCUUGAAGACGGCUAAGGUUGUCCCUGCCGUUAACCAGAUUGAGCUUCAUCCUUAUUUGCCUCAAUUCAAGUUGGUUGAAUACUGUAAUUCCAAUGGUAUUCACUGCUCCGCAUACUCACCUUUGGGUUCCAGUCAAUCUACUUUACUCCAAGAUGAGACUCUUGCCAAAAUCGCUAAGGCUCAUGACAGAUCUAUUCCUCAAAUUUUAAUCUCUUGGGGUAUUACCCGUAGCAGUGUUUUACCCAAGAGCGUCAACCCUGAGCGUAUUCAAGCUAACAUCCAAACUGUUGAUUUGUCUGAGCAAGAAAUCAAGGAGAUUAAUGAUAUCUCUAAGACAACAACCAAGCGUUUUGUUAGACCUGCUUGGGGUAUUCCUGUCUUUGAUGAAGACUUCGAGUAAAUUUCUGUUCAAAAUACAUGUAAUAAUACCAAUAAAAUAAAAUAAAUUGACUUUUAAGUAUAGCUUAUGAUCUUUUUAUUUGAUUUCUACAAUUAUAACUAAA